Messenger RNA from Kickxella alabastrina, 407 nucleotides. RefSeq lists its product as uncharacterized. NCBI's taxonomy places the organism in Eukaryota, Fungi, Kickxellomycota, Kickxellomycetes, Kickxellales, Kickxellaceae. The record is from RefSeq and is a predicted model, not a curated record. Bases 61 to 261 code for a protein of 66 amino acids. The transcript is spliced from 3 exons.
CCCAACCACAAUUUGUUACAACACUACUUACCAAUUACACUUUACACACCAUGUUUGUAUAUGGAAUAUACCACCAGCGACCGCGGAUACCACUUACCUCCUCUUGACUUUUCAAUAACCAACCCUUCGCUCGCAAAAUCUACACUUUCCACGUCAAAUCCUCUUUCGUCAUACAACCAGCCCUUAUCUUCAUAUUUUGUCUCCUCAUUACCCACUCCUCCCUUUGCUGCUACCCGCCCUCCUUGCCAAUGUAUUGCCUGAACAAAAAAGAACAACAAAAGAACAAAAAAGAACAAAAACAGAACAAACAAAAAAGAAUAAACAAAAAAAGAUGAGUGUCCAUGGGCCUUGAAACAUUGUAAAAUGUUCUCGGGGUUUUAUUAAAUUUAUUAUUAAAUACAUGGCGG